UGAUAAAAACGUUUUCGAUUUCAUUGCAAAAUAUCAUCGAAAUAGCGAAAUCACGGUGUGGAAUUACUGUGCCCGAACCGUAAGACACCGUGUUAUUACAAGACACUAGUCUGUCAUCAGCUCUUCGUCGAGGCCGCGAAACUGAGCCUCCGCUGUCCGAUAAGGAACGGCGGAGGGAACGAUUCCCGCCAGCAGCGACCUGACGACCCCGGCGAUCCCAGUGACAAAAGGCCUGAGUUAAUGCUUAAGACAUCACCAUUCUCACGAACAGGAGAGAAAAGUAAUGAGAAGAAACAUGGCUAUGAAUAUAUAUAUACGAUUAUAAGGAAAAUAUUUCUUGUCCUUUAUGAGUCGGUCUCAACGGGCUCGGAGAAAAUGAAGCGCACAGGACGCGUUGCUUCAGUUGGGUCAGCGACGUCAGAGGAGGCGCACAAACCCUCUGCAAGCACCGGCACUUACACUGGUUCGAGCAGGUCCUCGCCGAGAGAGAGAUGAGGCUCCUCCUCCUCCUCCUGUGGGCAGGGCUCCUUCCUGGAAACGCCCUCUUCUUCGAGGGCCACAAGGACCUCGACCUUCCUGCGGGUUACUACGCCUCGGAGGUUCUCGGCGCUCCUUCUGCAUGUGCUUGCAGGAACCGGUGUUUCGUCCACCUUCUUUGUACGGCUUUCACGGUGCAUCUGCCCGCCUCAGGUGAAGUCAACUGCUUCUUCAGCCUCGCGAAUGUCACGACCGGCAUGAUGAAACCCAACGCCUCCAGCUGGACCUUCUGCAAGGAAGGGUGCGCCGCUCCCGCCGCCCCCGCUGCCGUCAGCACCACGCCCGGCCCCAGAUGCACCGGGUCCUUCGUCGACCUCGGCGCCAUCGGCUGUUACCACUUCCAUGAGGCGACCAUGUCCUUCGCCAGCGCACAGUCUUACUGCCAAAGCUUGAACGCAGAUCUGGCAACACCUUCCUCGCUGGAUCCCCUGAGGCAGUAUCUCCUGGACAACAGCUACACAGGAGAGUACUGGGUGGGUCUACGGCGUCCGAAUGGCUGGAUCGACGGGCGGCCCGACGACCCGAGCGAGUGGGACGCCGGCGAACCGAACGACUCCGGUCCCUGCGCCAGGCUCAGGGGCAGCAGCAAUUUCAAAGCAGCGGAUCACGGCUGCGACAACAGCUAUAAGGUCAUCUGCGAGCAGGAGGUCUAAGGGGAGAGCAGACGGAGUGGUUGCCUCCUUUUGUCUUGUAUUUUAUGUUUGUUUCUUUUCUCUAUUUACCUUUUUUUUUCUCUCUCUCUCCUUUGUCUUAUGGCAGUUCGGUCACGUUCGACAGGAGAUUGUGUUUUGUAUUGGGGGCCAUAUUGUGUAUUUUGGGCCAUGUUUAUAUUUGUUUAUGUUCUUUAUUUUGGCAAUGUUUAUACUUAUUGUUUAUUUUGGUUUAAAUUUGGUUAUAUUAUUUUGGCCAUGUGUAUUUCCCUUAUGUUAUACAUGGCUACAUGCUUUGUUAUUUAGGCCAUCUUGUCUAUUUUUGACCAUGCGCAGUAGACUAACAGUACGCUAUUACAAAUAUUGCAAAUAAAGUUUUGUCACAGUAUUACAAAAUUGCUGAGGUACUACCAAUGAGUCACUUUGAACAGCAGUAAGCUUGUUAGAAAUUCCUGAAAUGUUUGUAUGAUCGAGUGAAGAGCUAAGAGUUUUACCUUAAAGGAAAGGUUUUCAAGCAUUCUAAAGCUGAUCAUAAAAGAGAAAGCUUCCUUUUUUCACUGUUUUUUUUUGCCUUUAGGAAAAUGCCCGCACCCGGAUGCUUCGUUAAAAAAGGGAUCUGCUGUGAUGUGAAGACCGAAGCAAAAGAUCACUCUUGUGUGUGAACAAAGGAUCGGAGAAAUGUCUUUCAUUAUAUUUUUCUCCGGAAUCUUAAUGUACUUAUUAUACGGCUUAUAUCAUUCCAGUGAUUUUUUUCUUUCUUGAAUCUUCACGUGUUAUAC
Penaeus chinensis is the source of this 1966-nucleotide messenger RNA. Its product is annotated as attractin-like protein 1. The transcript is spliced from 8 exons. NCBI's taxonomy places the organism in Eukaryota, Metazoa, Arthropoda, Malacostraca, Decapoda, Penaeidae. Gene Ontology annotation, molecular function: carbohydrate binding. Bases 492 to 1190 code for a protein of 232 amino acids. The record is from RefSeq and is a predicted model, not a curated record. Gene Ontology annotation, biological process: biological process involved in interspecies interaction between organisms. Gene Ontology annotation, cellular component: external side of plasma membrane.